This is a messenger RNA of Dibothriocephalus latus, 629 nucleotides long. The record is from the annotation of a GenBank genome assembly. NCBI's taxonomy places the organism in Eukaryota, Metazoa, Platyhelminthes, Cestoda, Diphyllobothriidea, Diphyllobothriidae.
CCCCGAAUUCGGCCUUCUAUGCUCCUGGGCUGCAGCACGGUGUUCAAACUUCGAUGCAGACAUAUUCACCUUCUACAGUGUCCUUGUAUCCUUCUGUAAAUUCUCAUCUGGAAUCCGGCGAUCUCAGUGUCAUUGCACGUUUGCCAGCCGCUUAUGGAGUUUCCCACACAAAUACUGCAUCCAUUCAGUCUCAGCCAGCAACGACAAAGUAUCCUUCAGGAACAAAUGGAACUAGCAGUCGUUCAUUCACACGUCACAAAGACGUCGGUGGUAAGCCCCCGCUUGACGAAUUAUCUUCGCGUGCUUACGAGCGGCCCUUAGUUCAUUCGAACUUUUCGCAUUCUCGUAUUGGUUCGCGUUCAUCUACCAGUGGAACAGAAAUCUCUUCUCCAGACAGUAAUUCUAAUAUUGGUGGAGUUAAGGGCUCAUUUACGCCUUGCAAAGUAUGCGGUGACAAGGCCAGCGGUUAUCACUACGGGGUCGUCUCAUGUGAAGGUUGCAAGGGCUUUUUUCGUCGCAGCAUUCAAAAACAGAUUGAGUACAAGUGUCUCAGGGAUGGCAAAUGCAUUGUGAUACGUUUGAAUCGGAACCGCUGUCAGUACUGCCGCUUCAGAAAAUGCAUUGCUGUG